AGGUCAACGCAAGAUAAGAUGAUGUUGCUCAUUGUUGUAUCCUUGAUUGUUGUCUGGUUGACAUAUCGAUGGUUUCGAAAUACCCAGAAAAUCGAUAGUUUCCAUAAUCGAUACAUAUUUAUAACUGGUUGUGACUCCGGUUUCGGUAAUAUGUUAGCAAAGAGACUAGAUGAACUUGGAUUUAAUGUUUUCGCAGGAUGCUUAACACAAUCUGGAAUAGAACAAUUGAAACGUGAAACAACGGACAAGGUAAAAGGCAUUCAAAUCGAUGUGUCCAAGACUGAAAGUAUUCAGAAAGCAUUUGGUGCUGUAAAAUCGUUACUGCCCAGUGAUACAGGUCUGUGGGCUAUUGUUAACAAUGCCGGAAUAGCUGGUGCCAUAGGACCUGUACAAUGGUUGACGAGGGAAGACUAUAGGUCCACGUUUGAAAUCAAUACUUUAGGAAUUGUUGAAACUACACGAAUAUUUCUACCUCUGGUAUUAAAAGAAAAGGGCAGAAUAGUAAAUAUCACAAGCAUGAUGGGUCGGAUUGCAGCGAUAAACUCGACUUAUGUCGUGUCCAAAUUUGCAGCAGAGGGAUAUUCGGACAUUUUGAGACGUGAACUUUAUAAGAGAGGUGUUACAGUUCAUAUUUUAGAACCAGGGUUUUUUAGGACAAAUAUAAUGGAUAUUGAAACUGCAUGUAAAAAUGUCGAUGGAACAUUCAGAAAGACAUCCAGUGAAAUGCAAAGAUAUUACGGAGAGAGCUAUCUAAAUACUCUUAAAGAUGAAAUAAAAGACUUUUUAUCAAGGAUUGGAUCACCCAAGAUCAAUUUAGUUGUUGAUGCUUACGUCCACGCACUGACAUCUAAAUAUCCAAAAUAUCGGUACAUAGUAGGCAAUGAUGCCAGAUAUACCUUCAGACUUCUGUGGAAUCUACCAGAAUGGGCAUCGGACUACAUACUUACAAUGAAGGCUAUAAAACCACAGGCAGAACAACACAUGUGAUCGAUGUGGAAUCUACCAGAAUGGGCAUCGGACUACAUACUAACAAUGAAGGCUAUAAAACCACAGGCAGAACAAAACAUAUGAUCAUCAGUACAUUUUCAUUAUUCCUUUUAUAUUACUUUUAUGAUUUAACUUUUUCUGAACAUUACAAAGACUGGUUGAAAUAUAUUUAAAGAUGGUUGCCGAAAAUACAGAUACGAUAUAUUGUCAUUGGUUUUUCUCGAGAAACUGAAGAAUUCGGAUUACUUCUACCCCUUCUUGACAAAAUAACUCAAAU
Molecule: messenger RNA, 1264 nt
Organism: Mytilus trossulus (common blue mussel)
Lineage: Eukaryota; Metazoa; Mollusca; Bivalvia; Mytilida; Mytilidae
Product: 17-beta-hydroxysteroid dehydrogenase type 6-like
Exons: 5
Coding region: 19-987 (322 amino acids)
Biological process (GO): steroid metabolic process
Cellular component (GO): intracellular membrane-bounded organelle
Molecular function (GO): oxidoreductase activity
Source: RefSeq, a predicted model, not a curated record